ACUUCUUCGAGGAACAAGACCAUUUCAGAACAGACGCCAAACGAUCAAGAUGUAUUUCUUUAAUGAGAGAGGAUAAUUAACCUGUGAUAUAGGAUGGGAAACGCACCCAGUGAGAUCGAUGACGGGGGGAAGAGGAAUCGGAUCACCCCCAACAUGAGCCGACAGAACACCCAGAUCACGGUCAGGCCGGUGGAUGAAGGGAUGGAGAUGGACUUUGUGGACGAGCGCUCCAUGUCUCGGUCCCCCAGUCAGGUGUUCGCGGAGAGAGCUUGGAGGGAUACCCCCGACGGUCGGACCCCGUCUCCUAACCCGAUGUCUAAUGGAGUGAACUACAAAAAGAAGAAGACCAUAGACAGGCUCAACCAGGUCAUGGACUACAUGAGCGCCAAGCGUUCUAACACCGUUCUCUCUAACCCAGCGUCAACCAGGUCAACGAAAGACAUCGUGUACGAACUUGAAGAGGAAUUCUCGGAUGAUAUAAAUAAGAAACUGGGGAAAAAUCAAGAGGAAAAAUAUAAUGUAAUCGAAAACUUCUUCGAGAGGAUGGGGUCGACAGUGAGCGCGGGAGAAGAGAGCUCAGAACGGGACCCGUCUCCCGAUUAUUAUGGGGGCUCCAAAAAGAGACCCCUGGGCGACGACCCACACCCAGUUUCUAUAGGUGAAAAGAAAAAUGGUUUUCCUGAUGAUCCCGUGGACGAGAAAAAGAACAGGCUAGCGACGUCACAACUGAAUAGGGAAAAACCUACCGUACAGUUUGCUACCAUGAAGUUUCACAAGAAGUGCGUGUAUUCCCAGACUCACUUUUUGUACACACGUGACGAAUCUCUCCUUCCGGACAUGCCGCCGCCACACCCACCCUACACCCGGAAGUCCGAGAUCUUUGAUGCCAGACAGUACAGAAGAGUGGACAAAAAAGCACUGAAGGUUCGUAAAGCAAUUAUAAAUGGAAUGUUAAGCGAAUUAGUCACUUACCUCACAGAGCGCUACAGAGACGAUAUUUCAAAGCUUCGCGCCCUGUACGUGUGGCUGACGUCACAAAACCUGCGCAAACUUAAGCUUCCACUUAAACCAGCAAGAGAGGGACAUGUUCUACAUUACCUAGAAAAGUUGAAAAAGAAGAGAGGAAACUACGCACAGCUCUUUAGUCAUCUUUGCAAUUUGGCAGGCCUCCCUUGUGUUGUCAUUCAUGGAUACUUGAAGGGAAGCACAUAUGAGAUUGGACAAACCCUUUCCAAAGACACACAUUACGGAGAAUGGAACGCCGUUCUUAUAAACAACAACUGGCGUUUCAUCAACGCCUACUGGGGUUCAUGUGCCGUAGGGACUGAGACAGACAGUGAUAUCGCCAUGUACCGACUGGACGAAAAUUUCUUCAUGCCUGAUCCCGAUCAAUUAGCAUACACCCAUUUUCCAGAAGAACAGAAGUGGCAGCUUUUGGAACCUUCGAUGUCAAUGUUUAUUUUCGAAAAACGUGCAUUCCUAAAAGAGAGAUUCUUCGAACUUGACAUGAGAGUUCUAUCCCAUCCAGACUGUGAAAUAAAGGUACAAAAUGGAGAAGAGGAAAUUCUGUUUGGGAUGAAUCCUGCUAGAGCCCCGAAUUUAGAUUUCAUGUGUUUUAUUUUUCUGAAAGAAGAGAAAGAUUAUAGAAUUCUAUACGACGACGAGAAUAGGUAUCAGCACGACUUUCUAUACAGACCAAACGACGAUUCUCUCUCCAUCAAAAUCAGAUUUCCCAAGAAAGGCACCUAUCGUGUUGAAAUCGUUGGUAAAGACAACUCUAUAAUGGACGAAGGCUAUGAUUACGACUGGAUAGCAGUCUACAAAGCAACAGUAGUAAAUGGUUGCAAAAAGUAUGUAGCGUUCCCUAAAGCAGCAGACGCCGGUUGGGGGAACAGUCCAAUUUUGGAACAAAUCGGCCUCGAAUCCGCUAAUUAUGAGCAGAGAAGGGCCAUACUUACUGCGGAAGAGGGAAUGUGCACGAUUGGUUACGAGAUCAAAACACCAGAGGCCAGAGAUCUCAUGCUGUCGUAUAAAAUGAUCAACGUCAAUUCUGGACUUGAUGACGUCACUAUGGAAUCGGACGAUUUCACGAUGGAGGAUGGCAAGUUUCAAGUUCACAUUAAUUUACCCCCCGGUGACGAAAGUGCGUUCUGCUUGUUCGCGCAAAUUGACGACCCAGAAUACGGGUCUAUUGAGAAGAAUCUGUGUAACUAUCUCAUCAUAUCCACCCCUCUGAAGGAACUGGAUAAACAGGAGAAGCAAGCAGUGAAAAGUGUGGAGGAGGUGCUUGAUGAUGCAAUUCACUUCAAACAACUGGAGAUGCUUGAACGAGCGGUUGAUCUAGUAGAAACAAAAAGAGCAACCCGACAUAUGUAUGCCAAAGUGAUGGAAGCGAAAGACACCAUAGAACGGUUGAAAAGUAUAUCCAAGAUGAUGCACAAAGUUCUGUCCCUUGAUCAAAGAACCAUUGCUGAAAUCAGAGGCUAUUCGAACCCCUCACCGGAGAUUCAUGCCGUGAUGAAGGCAACCUUGCUGUUACUGGGUCAUUAUGAGGAGGAAACUAGGGAAUGGAGAAGCGUUCAAGCAAUCCUGGGUAAAACAGGUCGUAACUCAUUAAAACGGAAAAUCAACAUGUUCGAUAUAAACCACUGUAAACUAGAUAUUGCACUGGGUGCCCAAAAACUACUUGGCGAUAUGAAAUUACAGGACAUCGUAAACCAAAGCUGUGGAGCAGCCACAUUCUUUGAAUGGGUUCACUUUACUGCAAACGAAGUAUCCCUUAGAAGACCUGACGAGAAACUCCGCGCUGUUCCGUUGAUUUCAUUAGCGGCAGUACGUUUCAAAGCAAACAAUAAGGACCUUGACAAAGUUAGACAGAUGGCCCAAGCCGACAUUGACAAUGCAAUUUAUUCUAAACAAAAUGCGGCCCUAGCACCACCACCUACUUAUCAGAAUAGCUUACCCACCAACAAGCCCUACUUCAAAGAAAUCAAUGAAGUAGACGAGGAACCUGAUUUACCGAGUCCGUUUGCCAAAUCGCUGAAGGGUCCCAAAAAGGGGGGACCAAAGGAGGAUUUAGAAAGGUUUGGAGCUGUUGGUGGCGAGGACUAUGUUACUAUAAAUGAUGGCGAUCUUGCUAGCGGUUCCCAAACAGUUGAGGCUGUAGUCGAAAAUUCUAACCCGCAACGAGGCGGAAAUAGAGGAAAAGGAAGAGUAGCAAGUAAGCCGGUGGUAACAGGUCCAAAAACCCAAAAACCAACUGUUAAAGCUAAAAUUGAGCAAGAAAAAUCCAACCCAGCAUCUGCAUCAAAAAAUAUACCGUUUUCACCCUCAUUCGAAAAAGCUAUAGAAAAAAAUUUAGAAGUUGACCGUCCAACGCCUCAAUAUACCAAAGACGAGACAAGUCCAACUGCGCCCCAGAGUCCACCGAACGCUGACGAUGAAGGAGGUCUACAACUUCCGGGAGGAGAUGACUCAUACGUUAAGAUUUGGUUAAACAAGUAGAGCUGACGACCUCCAUAUGCUGAACGUCUUUAAAGAAUCUGACAACUGAAAUAAUCCACGAAAUGAAGAAUCGAUAUGAAGACGACGUUGUCCAGAUGACUAUUGCUCGGACUCGAGGUUCCCGAAUUUCUUACACCCGCCAGAAAACUUCAAUUUGUACUGAACUCUAAAUAUUGCCAU
Magallana angulata is the source of this 3684-nucleotide messenger RNA. RefSeq lists its product as uncharacterized. The coding region runs from base 94 to 3504 and encodes 1136 amino acids. NCBI's taxonomy places the organism in Eukaryota, Metazoa, Mollusca, Bivalvia, Ostreida, Ostreidae. The record is from RefSeq and is a predicted model, not a curated record. The transcript has 10 exons.